GCGAGAAUGUCUGGACGAGGGAAAACUGGAGGCAAGAGUCGAGCCAAAGCGAAGACCCGCUCCUCCAGAGCUGGGUUGCAGUUUCCAGUCGGACGCAUUCAUCGUUUGUUGCGGAAGGGUCACUAUGCGGAGCGGGUGGGCGCCGGUGCGCCGGUCUAUUUGGCCGCCGUGCUCGAAUACCUGACGGCCGAGCUGUUGGAGUUGGCGGGCAACGCGGCCCGCGAUAACAAGAAGACCAGGAUCAUCCCUCGACAUCUGCAGCUCGCCGUCCGCAACGACGAGGAACUGAAUAAACUACUGGGAGGCGUCACUAUCGCCCAGGGCGGGGUCCUGCCGAACAUCCAGGCGGUUCUGCUGCCCAAGAAGACGGGGCAGCCGAGCAAGGUCUACGCUUGAACAUGUAAAGACUAAGCGAACGAACAAACUACUUGAACCCAA
Callorhinchus milii (elephant shark) is the source of this 438-nucleotide messenger RNA. Its product is annotated as histone H2A-like. Gene Ontology annotation, molecular function: structural constituent of chromatin; protein heterodimerization activity; DNA binding. The transcript has a single exon. The record is from RefSeq and is a predicted model, not a curated record. The coding region runs from base 7 to 396 and encodes 129 amino acids. Gene Ontology annotation, cellular component: nucleosome. NCBI's taxonomy places the organism in Eukaryota, Metazoa, Chordata, Chondrichthyes, Chimaeriformes, Callorhinchidae.